AUGUCGGAGUGCCGCGCGCAGGCGGAGGGCUCGUCGUGCGAUUUGUUUGUCGCGCAGCCCCGAAAAAGUAUGGCGAUGUGGGAAAGCGACAAAUUUCAAGAGAACGAGAAUGCGGACAGUAUCGGUGAAAAUUUCGACAAUAUCCUUGUGACGCACGAUCUGCAGGACUGUCUGGACGAUACCCUGGAUUUAUCCAGCUUCGAGAAGGUCUAUGAGCAGAGCGUGGUAUUCGAUUAUGAGAAAUACUCCGACGACGAUGUUGCUAUCAACGAGAGACUACCUGCCGAUGACAACACGGCCGAGCAUAUCCAUCACACAGUCAGUGAAAUUUCAGAUGAAAUUUAUAUGCGGAUUCGACAAGAUGACGCAUUGCUUGAAGAUCAUGCAAUUUCUCAUGAAACUGUCAUGAUUGAAAGUAUAGACUCGGAUAUUAAUCAGAAACAUAUCAAUCGUUAUAAUUGUCAAUAUGAAGGCUGUACUCGAACAUAUAGUACUAUUGGAAAUUUGCGUACUCACAUGAAAACACACAAAGGCGAGUAUCGAUUUAAAUGCGCAGAGCCGAGUUGCGGCAAGGCCUUUCUCACGUCGUACAGUCUAAAGAUCCAUAUUAGGGUACACACAAAAGUAAAACCAUUUGAAUGCAAUCACAAAGGCUGCGAGAAAGCGUUCAAUACCCUUUACAGACUGAGAGCUCACCAAAGACUCCAUAGUGGCAACACAUUCAACUGCGAAGAGACUGGAUGCGUUAAAUUCUUCACUACUCUAAGCGAUCUCAAGAAACAUAUACGUACUCAUACUCAAGAAAGACCGUACAAAUGCAGAGAAAAAGGUUGUGGAAAAGCUUUUACAGCUUCACAUCAUUUAAAAACGCACAAGAGGACACAUACAGGUGAACGACCGUAUGUUUGUACCUUCGAAAAUUGUAAACGAUGUUUUACCACUCCUCAUAGCUUAAAGAGCCAUAUAAAAACUCAUAACAAAACUAUGAAUAAUAAUAUGAAACAUAAAGACAAUAGAAAGAGUAAUACGGCUGAGAAGCAAAGGAUGUUAACUCAAUUAGAAUUAAAACUUGUAAAAGUUAAUGCCAAUAACACUACGAUACCAUCGUAUACUGUCGUACCAAUAUCCACAAAUCUUGUGCAAAAUGAUGGAAAUAUGUCAUAUGUGCCUAUAAAAAAUGCAACAGAACAAGUAACGCAUACUAAUGUAAUAGAUGUUACGACUCAUCGCAAACUAGAUGCAAAACUCGGUUAUACUUCUACCAAAGACAAAGAAAAUCCAAAUAGAACUACCGAAACACUUCUUACAACAGAUAUUGUUUUAGAUAAUUUUAACGAACAUGCAGUUAAUGUUUUUAACAAUAAUGAGGACUAUAACGAAUUUAAAGUAUUUAAUCAAAUAACUGAGUCAAAUGUGCAACAUGAUAAUUUAAUGGAUGUAGUUGGACACCAAAAUCAUUUGCACAAAUCGACUUCGUUACCAGACAGUGACAGUAUAGACAGACAGGAUCAAUCUAUCCCGAUAAAUCUGGGGCAGAAGAUUAUGCAGGAUGGUUUGCAAAAUGCGAUAGCGCAUAUUUCCGAGGAGACAAAUUUCACAAAUAAUAUAAAACAGUAUAAAAAUGAAUCCAUCGCUCCUCCGGACGAUGUAUUUACGAACCGAUCAAAUCCAGAAGAUAUAACUGAUAGCAAUAAUACAUUAUAUAGUGCCAAUUGCAUUACUAGUCAUAUUACUGAUAUUAUAAGUUCCUCAAAUGAAACCCACCUUUUCGAGAGCGGAAUGAAUACUCUCCCGUUUAUUAACGAUAUAACUUUGCAAAAUGACUCUCUUAUCGCGGUUUCUAAUCACGAUUUACAUGCGGACGCUGUUACAAACACACAAUCCGAAGCCAUUGAACUUGCAAUAGCAACCGAAGAGGAAUUACCCUCAUCUUGGAUAGAUGUAAUGGCAUUAGCAACUGCACCUGCGUUAAGAACACAAUCUUGGUCGGAGCUAAAUGCCUUUCCUACAGUUCAUUCUCUGGUAGAUUUAAUAGGUCCAGAGCCUUAUCCUCUAGAAAUGCUAUCUACAGAAAAUUCGAAAAAUGUCAAUACGGUAAAUACAGAAAACACUCCGACAAACGUCGAAAUUGUGCAAUGCCAAAAAAUUGCCGAGUAUGAACAUAAAAUAGAUAAUGUAAAGAACAAAGAUAAAAAUAUUCUACAGGAAAUCACAGCGGAUGCUGAUAUAUGUAAAUGCAUUGAUUGUAAGUGCGAUAACUUGCAAAAUUGUCAAAAUUGCACGAAUAGCCCGAUCGCAGAAGUUACGAAAAAAGACACGGUACAAAUCGUAAAUGAUUUUAUGUCUUCCUUGCAAAAUAAAUGUUCCUGCAACGCCGAGUCUGGUGGUUGUGAUUCUUGCUGUGUUGUAAUCUGUCUAAAGACUCUACAGCAGCUACAAAAAAUAUUUAGCAAUUGUUGUAAGAAUACUAGCAAUACUACUACAAGUGCAUGUUGUAGGGAAAAGUUGUUACCAUCCUUGAUGAAAUGUCAAGUAGCCAGGAACCAAUGAUUCAUAAAUAUUCUUCGCUAAUUUUAACUAGUCAUGCAAAAGAAUAAUGUAUUUCCGUGCUAAUCCCCAAAAA
Molecule: messenger RNA, 2623 nt
Organism: Pogonomyrmex barbatus (red harvester ant)
Lineage: Eukaryota; Metazoa; Arthropoda; Insecta; Hymenoptera; Formicidae
Biological process (GO): regulation of DNA-templated transcription
Molecular function (GO): DNA-binding transcription factor activity, RNA polymerase II-specific; RNA polymerase II cis-regulatory region sequence-specific DNA binding
Source: RefSeq, a predicted model, not a curated record